UUAAUUAGGCUACUAAAUGUCUAAAUCAACCAGAAUUAACAUUUAACAACUCAACAAACAAAAGAUCUCGGAAAGUUUAAAAUUAGAAAAAUGGGAGAAAAGAAAGGAAGCCGAUCCCAUUCCCCAAUCAAUCCUCUCUCCCUCUUUGUCCAUUUACAAAGGCAAUCUCUGUCUCCUCCAGCAGGCACCCCAUCCUUCCUUCUUCUCCCUCCCCUGCCCUCCGCCCAAACACACAAGAGAAGCAAAAAUGGCGCCCUCCUCUGCAGCUCCCCAAUCAUCCCGAGAGCAGCAGACACUAGUAUUACUCAUCUCUCUGCUUCUUCUACUAGCUUCCCAAACCCAGGUAGCGUUCUCUGCUCUGAUACUGAGCUACAGAAAUCACCACCGGCAGCAGCACAACACCCUACUCCCCAGGAUCCAGACCAACCGAACUGGCUGCGCAUUGUUCGAAGGCAGCUGGGUCCGCGACGAUUCUUACCCGGUCUACUCUUCCUCCACUUGCUCCUUCAUCGACCCUAAUUUCAACUGCCAGGUCUACGGCCGCCCAGAUUUCACUUACCCCAAGUAUCGCUGGAAGCCCCUCAGCUGCGAGCUCCCCAGGUUUGAUGGGCAGCAGUUUCUGCAGAGGAUGAGUGGGAAGAGCUUGAUGUUCGUUGGCGAUUCGAUUUCGCGUAAUCAGUUUGAAUCGUUGAUUUGUAUGAUUAUGGCGUCGCUGCCUCGGACGACGACUCAGUUGAACGGCGGCGACCCUCUGUCCUCUGUCAAGUUCUUGGAAUAUGAUGUUACGAUCUCAUUUUACAAGUCACCAUAUUUGGUAGACAUAGUUGAGGAGCAAGGGAAGAGAGUUCUAAAGCUGGACCAAAUCUCCAACAACGCUGCCGUCUGGCGCAACGCCGAUGUUCUGUCCUUCAACACUGGCCAUUGGUGGAAUCAUCAAGGUCAACUUCAAGGAUGGGAAUACAUGGAAACUGGAGGCACAUAUUACAAAGACAUGGAUCGCUUGACUGCAAUGGAGAAAGCUAUGAGGGCAUGGGGUAACUGGGUUGAUACCCACUUUGAACGAUCCAAUACCCGUGUCUUCUUCCUCUCCACUUCUCCAACCCACUAUGACCCUAGCUUGUGGAGUGCCGGAGCAACCGCUGCAACGAAGAACUGUUACGGGGAGACAUCCCCGGUGAGCGGAACAACAUACCCAGGAGCGUUCCCAGAUCAAUUGAAGGUUGUGGAGGAAGUGAUCCAGGAAAUGCGGAGGCCAGCAUACCUGCUAGACAUUACAAUGCUCUCAGGUCUAAGGAAAGAUGCUCAUCCUUCGAUCUACAGCGGCGAUUUAAGCCCCCAGCAGAGGGCAAACCCUCUGAGAGGAGCUGAUUGCAGCCAUUGGUGCCUUCCUGGCCUCCCUGAUACUUGGAACCAAUUGUUCUACACUGCCCUCUUCUUUUAGGCGCCUAUCUUACACUGCUGUUUAGCAUUUCCUUAUUGAUUUGAACUUCUAAUUAGUCGGACUGAUAUUGCUUCGGAUUAGUGACUAUUAGCUUAGAGAGGCGCAUGGUCAAUUGCAGUUGCAACCAUGGCCCCUUCUCCUCUUCGGCAUUACAAGUUAGCUGUUGGGUGAAAAGUAUUCAACGGCAAAGAGAGUAGCAUUAAUUCCUUCUAACUCCAUUUGUCCAACAGUAUGUAAUCGCAUUAUUUCCCGCUUGGAAAGUGAAAAUUACCUUCUUCUGGUAAAGUCAUGUAUUCAUUUACCCUCUCUCUCGAUAUACCAUGAAGUCGAC
Molecule: messenger RNA, 1772 nt
Organism: Linum tenue
Lineage: Eukaryota; Viridiplantae; Streptophyta; Magnoliopsida; Malpighiales; Linaceae
Source: the annotation of a GenBank genome assembly